AUGAGGGCCAACGUCGGUAAGGAGGGCACAAUCGAAGGUGGUCUCAGUGGCAGCAAACGCAGCAUUGAACGCGGCAGAGCGAGAGGAACGACGUUGGCUAGGACGCCACUUCGGAUUGGUGUGGAAAAGGAUGGCGUUGGUGGAGGUGGUGAUGGCGGCGGCGGCGGCGGCGGCGGCGACGGUGGUGGUGUUGGUGGUGAAAUGGGACAGAAGGAGGCGCGUCAGUGUCGUGGACUGAAUGAUGGGAUCAGGUGGAUGCUGGAGAGUGGACGACUAUCGGCAAACAGCAGAGCGGCUCGUCUACUGCACAAUCAUUUGGCUGGCAAGGAGCAGCCUCCGCCACCACGCAAGUCUAUCAUCCGAGUUAAAUGGGGUGAAACUGUGGUGUGUCACAUGAGGGUGUUUGGUUGUGCAGGUGCUGUGGCAGUUGUGGUGUUGCUAACGCAUUCUUUGCCUGUGAUUGUAGUGGAGCUCUGUUCGCCGUGCACAGAAACGUCAAGCGUCAGUGAUUUGGAGCAGCAUGCCACUGGUGGUAGCAACACUCUCGGUCAGUGUGGUGCAGGGAAGUGGGACACUGGAGUUGCCAAACGGUCGCCUAGUUCGCCAGUGACCAGAGACAAGGAGCAGUGUUCACAAGGUGUGUGGGGUUGGCAUUCGCCUAGCAACUCAACAACUGUUGGUGCCUGCUGCUCAUUGAAUCGGCAUAUGCAGCCGCACCAGUUGGCCUCGACACGUCACUCCAGUUGUUCAGAUGUCAGCACCACUUGCGGACUGCAGCAUUGA
Messenger RNA from Hydatigera taeniaeformis, 783 nucleotides. The record is from the annotation of a GenBank genome assembly. NCBI's taxonomy places the organism in Eukaryota, Metazoa, Platyhelminthes, Cestoda, Cyclophyllidea, Taeniidae.